Peromyscus californicus insignis is the source of this 1994-nucleotide messenger RNA. Its product is annotated as cyclin-dependent kinase 4 inhibitor B. NCBI's taxonomy places the organism in Eukaryota, Metazoa, Chordata, Mammalia, Rodentia, Cricetidae. Gene Ontology annotation, biological process: negative regulation of cell population proliferation; regulation of cyclin-dependent protein serine/threonine kinase activity. Bases 245 to 637 code for a protein of 130 amino acids. Gene Ontology annotation, molecular function: protein kinase binding; cyclin-dependent protein serine/threonine kinase inhibitor activity. The record is from RefSeq and is a predicted model, not a curated record. Gene Ontology annotation, cellular component: nucleus. The transcript is spliced from 2 exons.
CGGUGCUGAACGCCAGCCGCUGCUUAUUGCCCGCGGGCUCCCCACCGCGCCCAAGUCGGCUGUGCGAGCGGUGCGAUUCCCAGGCGCUAGCGCUCGAGCCGGUGCGCUCCCAGGGCAAGCACCGAAGCUGCUGGAUCCCCGGGGAGCGCAGGAGCCGCUCAUAGACCAGGCUGCUGCAAUCUCACGGCCAGCGGAGGACCAUCCCUGCCGCUCCGCGUCGGGGCUGCGAGAGGAGGACAAGGACAUGCUGGGCGGCGGCAGUGACUCGGGCCUGGCCACCGCCGCGGCGCGGGGGCAGGUGGAGACGGUGCGGCAGCUCCUGGAAGCCGGCGCAGAUCCCAACGCCAUCAACCGCUUCGGGAGGCGCCCGAUCCAGGUCAUGAUGAUGGGCAGCGCCCAGGUGGCAGAGCUGCUGCUGCUCCACGGAGCCGAACCCAACUGCGCCGACCCCGCCACUCUCACCAGACCGGUGCACGAUGCGGCUCGGGAGGGCUUCCUGGACACGCUGGUGGCGCUGCACAGGGCAGGGGCGCGGCUGGAUGUGUGUGACGCCUGGGGCCGCCUGCCGGUGGACCUGGCUGAAGAACAGGGCCACCGUGAUAUUGCGAGGUAUCUGCAUGCUGCCACUGGAGACUGAUGGCAGGUUCGCUCAGCCUCCGGCAAGGACUUUUUUCACCCCACCACCAUCUAGGCAGACUGCAAGCGUGAAGGAGAUACUUUUUUCACCCCACCACCAUCUAGGCAGACUGCAAGCGUGAAGGAGAUACACUCGGCAGAACUGGCAAGCCUUCCAAAACUCAAAGCCUAUCCAGGAAGGCAAAGCCAAUCAGAAAUAACUUCCCAAGUGUUUUCCUGCAUCUGGAUCUAGCCCUCUGUUCUCACCCUGAAGCCAAAGGGAUCAGCAAUUUGAUUUAGUAUUGUGUGAAGUUCCCUGGGCCCUUUACCUUUCAGGACAUUGUGUAAAAUAACAAGAGAAGUUCUUGAAUCUCCACAAUAUGAUGUGGAAGUGGGAAGUGGAGAGAGUGGUGAUUGACAUUUGGGAGGUAACAGUCAGUACCUUCCCCUGUGAACUCCCAAUGUAGAUGAUCCCCAGGCUAGAGGGAAACCCUGGAGACUAGAUGAGCAUCACUGAAGUGCCCCUGGGGCUUUAAGCACUGUGUCACGUCAUGCCUGGUGAUUCACCUGCAAAAUGGCAUUCUGCUGAAAGUGAGGACUCCUCCCCAGCUCCACCUGGAAGAUGACAGCAGAUGUCUGCUAAACUCUAUGAACCACGGUUGCUUGAUGGUCUGGUUCCUGACAGACUCAACCUACACAAAGUCCAAUGGUGAAUCGUAGUAUGUAGCAAUUUGCUCUACUUAAAUAGUUUAGGAACCCCUCUAGGAACUUCCUACUUUUGAGUUCUUUAGAAACAGUGUAUUUAAUGAGUUACACUUUAACAGUGUUAACUUCUUCUGGUCCUCAGCAGAGGUGGACUGAAGUGCAGCUUGUUUUUGUUUGGUUGGUUUUCCUUCCUUCCUUCCUUUUUAAGGCAGCACUUUCCAGUGUAGCUCAAGCUAACCUCAAGUCAUGGUACCCCUGCCUUAGCCUCCUAAGUACUGGGCUUGUAGCAGGCACCCCUUCUUUAGUACAGAGUCCUAGGGAAACUGUGACAUGUGGCACACUCCUAGUGGCAGUGCACACCCUGCUUUCAUCCUCUUUAUUUCUCUGUUCACUGUUUCCUGUAUAGUGAGUGUCUCAGGAGAACUAUGCUGGUGUCCUUUUAAAUGACAGACGCACUUAUUAUCCUAGUCAGUUACCUUGGGCUACUUCCUAAAGGGUUGGAAAAAGAGGUUAAGUAUGAACUUAAAUGACAACUUGUGGGCUGCCUUGCUUGUCUACUGAACAAAUUGUGGGUACACUCUGUGGGGCUUCCAUUGUGACUUAGUUCAUUACAGCAUUGAAACGAUUGAUACAUCCUUGUUUUAAUAAAGAAUAAACAGCAUAGAUAGACUCCA